AUGUCUUCCACAUCAAUCCCUGCCAAAAUCCGGGCCGUCCUGCAACCAGAUUUCCAAACGACGGACCUAGUCCUGACCAUGCUUCCCAUCCAGGAAGCUAAGGAAGGCACCGAUGAACACCUCAUCAAAGUCCACGCCACCGCUCCCUGCGCCGGCGAGCUGCUCUGGGUCAAGAACUUCGGGGGCAUGAUGCAGCCCGGCAAGAUUGGCGUUCCAUGCUACGACCUCAGCGGCGUCGUUGUCACCGCGCCCGCCGACUCGCCAUUCCAACCCGGUACGGAGGUCUACACGCGAACGUCCGCGGCCCGGGCAGGUAAUGCCCGCGAGUACACAAUCGCGCUGACUAGCGAGCUUGCACUGAAGCCGACAAACCUGUCAUGGGAAGAGUCUGCAUCCGUCCCGCUGAGCGCCUUCACAGCUUAUCAAGCUCUUUUCGAACACGGUGGCCUGAAACUCGGCUGGAAGGAUGAUGCCGGCAAACUGGAGAACGCCAAGAAGCGGAUCUUGAUCACCGCAGCGGCAGGAGGCGUCGGCGUGUGGGUCGUCCAGCUCGCUAGAGCCGCAGGCGUCAAGGAUAUCAUAGCCGUGGUCGGCCCCGACAAUGUUGACUUCGUCAAGAGCCUCGGCGCCACAGAGGUCAUCAACUACAAGCAGCAAUCGCUCGGUGCAUGGGCUGCCGCGGGAAACCCGAAGGUCGACCUCAUCGUUGAUAUGCUGGGCAAGCAGACUCUCGCUGAUGCCUGGAUGGCGGUCAAGGACGGCGGUAUCUUGCUGAGUAUCAACGAGCCUCCGGAGAACCGCAAGCCGAAGGAGAGCGCCCCGAAGGAUGUCACUAAUCGCUUCUUCAUCAUGGAGCCUAAAGGUUGGCAGCUAGAGGACGUUGCUGAGCUGCUGGAGAAGCGCGAGGCAAGAGCUGUGGUAGAUAGCGUGUGGAAAUUGGAGGAGUUCAAGGAAGCCUUCACUAAGGUGGAAAGCGGGCACGCAAGGGGCAAGGUCAUUAUUUUAGUACAGAAGUAA
Messenger RNA from Coniosporium apollinis CBS 100218, 1017 nucleotides. RefSeq lists its product as uncharacterized. NCBI's taxonomy places the organism in Eukaryota, Fungi, Ascomycota, Dothideomycetes. The transcript has a single exon. The record is from RefSeq and is a predicted model, not a curated record. Gene Ontology annotation, molecular function: oxidoreductase activity. Bases 1 to 1017 code for a protein of 338 amino acids.